AUGGAUGCAAAUUUAAAAAAUGAUGGCUCACUGAAACGCAAAAAUCGCAUGCUGAAUUUCACAACGUUAGAGAAGCGCCAACUUGUGAAUUGCGUUAAGGAGUGGCCCAGGAUCUGGGAUAUUAGCAACACAUUGCAUUGCAAUAAGAAUGCAGUAAAUCAAUCCUGGCUCCACAUAAGCAAUGCCCUUGAAAAAAGUGUGGAUGAGUGCAAAUCAGCGUGGAUUAGUAUGCGCGAAAGCUAUCGCUACCAUGCUAGGGUAGCUAAUAAGAACAAAAGUGGCAGCGAUGGUGGGGAAGUUUUGGAAACUCCAUCCUUUUCAGAAAACGUUGAUUGGGAGCUUGCGGAGGAAAUGUCAUUUUUGAUGAAUGUUUCCCACAAACGGAAGACUUUCACAACUCCAGUAUCUUUCGGAGAAGAUUCGCAUGCAUCACCAAUACAUAUCGGCGAGGAUUCUAAUGUGUCACAAACAUGUGCAACCGACUCACAGCACUCAUACGAUUAUAACCCAACACCCACGAAACGAAGACGGCGAUUAACCUCUCCCAGCAAAAAUCAAGCGUGGAGUCGGUUUGAUAACAUACUCAUGAAGCAAGAGGAAAUGUUGGAAAGUCGCUCAAAUACCACACGCAGCUCCCCUUACGCAUAAGCUCUUUCUAGUUUUGAUUGGUUGUU
Messenger RNA from Bactrocera neohumeralis, 674 nucleotides. RefSeq lists its product as uncharacterized. Bases 1 to 648 code for a protein of 215 amino acids. The record is from RefSeq and is a predicted model, not a curated record. NCBI's taxonomy places the organism in Eukaryota, Metazoa, Arthropoda, Insecta, Diptera, Tephritidae. Gene Ontology annotation, biological process: regulation of transcription by RNA polymerase II. Gene Ontology annotation, cellular component: nucleus; transcription regulator complex. The transcript has 4 exons.